ACAUAAAGGUGGUUCAUCGCGGUUGCGACACAGUCCUCGCACGGACAUCAUUCGCCGCCGUUGUUCCGAGUGACAUUGCUACGAUGAUCGCGUACGGAAUAGUGUUUUUGGUUGCGGCAUUUUGCAACGUAAACGGCGAAGACGCGUAUUUGCCGUCGUACAUCAAACAAUGCAGCUACAACGACCCCGAGUUCGCGGCGUGCGUGAAGCAGCAGGUGGUGCUGUCCCUGCCGCAGUUCACCAAGGGCAUCCCGGAGCUGGGCGUGCCUUCCAUAGACCCCAUCAGCCUGGACGACAUCAUCAUAGACGGCAACGGGCUGAAGCUGUCCUUGAGAAAGGCACAGAUGCAUGGUCUUAGCACCGUCCAUGUAACAGAUCUCAAAGUAAACUUAAAAGACGAGAGUUUCACCCUGAAAUUUGUUGCCAAUAUGAGUGUCUCAGGCGUAUACAACAUCGAUGGCCGCAUCCUAGUGCUGCCGAUAAAGGGAGAUGGAGAUUGCUUGAUUUUAGCCGAUAACACUGAAGUAGAAAUAAGCAGCAAAUUGACUCCAGUAAAGGGCAAGAACGGGGAACACUUGAAGCUAGUCACCCCGAACUACAAGUACCAGAUAGAGAAGACCACCUUCCAGUUCAAGAACCUGUUCAACGGCAACAAGGAACUGGCGGACUCCAUGCACCAGUUUGCGAACGCGAACUGGAAGCAACUCAUGGACGACCUGGCGCCGCCGGUGAUCAAGCAAAUCGUGCGCACGGGCGUCAAGGCCAUCAACAAAUUCUUCAACAAAGUCACCGUUCAACAACUCAUUAAUGAUUAUCCGCUUAAUUAAUUGAUCGUAUAAAAAGGAGGAUCCGUCAGAUCU
Molecule: messenger RNA, 860 nt
Organism: Cydia splendana
Lineage: Eukaryota; Metazoa; Arthropoda; Insecta; Lepidoptera; Tortricidae
Product: circadian clock-controlled protein daywake-like
Exons: 5
Coding region: 84-827 (247 amino acids)
Source: RefSeq, a predicted model, not a curated record